AUGCUUCCGCCACUCCCCGACGAAAUCAUUUCCGAAAUCCUCUCUCCGGCCCUGGGAGUCGACGACGACGUUUUCACCCAGUCCACCUCCGGCGCAGCGCCAUUCGCGCGCUUUGCCGAGUCCACCUCCGCAUGCUUGCUCGUAUGCAAGUCCUGGCUCCGAGUGGCCACCCCGCUCCUCUACAACGUAGUUGUCAUACGUUCGAAGGCCCAAGCGAAGGCCCUGGCGGUUGUGCUCACAAACAACGCUCAGCUGGGUACCUUUAUCCGGAAACUGCGUGUGGAGGGAGGUUACGGGGCGCCAAUGCAAACGAUACUCCUUCGGUCGCCCAAUAUCUCCGACUUAUUCCUUUGCUUCAACAUAUUUGGGACGGAUAACACCGACGGUCUAUGCAAAGGACUUGCGCAUAUUAGUCCCAGAAAACUCAUCUUAGACGACGACGGCGAGCGGAAGAACAAACACACAGCCAAGUUGAUGGAUUCACUCAUUCAGGCGAUCCCCCGAUGGCAACGUCUGACCUGCCUUGACCUUGCGCACGUUUAUCCCCUAUUCUCUAGACGCAUUGAUUACAUCCACGACCGGCUCGCCAAGAUCUCGAGACCGAUUAUCGAGGGUGAACGCCUAACCAAACUUCUGGUGUCGCAAUUCCACUCGGCCAAACCCUGCUAUACACACUUCAAAACAUGUCACCUGAAGACCGUUAAAAUUAAAGAGCCUAUCAAGUUGCUUAUGUCGGAAACGUUUGAUGCACGUGUCAUGGAGAUGGAGUCCUUCUUCAAAACUGAAGGUGUAAAACUUCAAUAUGACUCGCAGGACAUCUCCCGAAACGUAUACGAACUUGAAGCGAUGCCCCCUCUCAAUCCCUUCUUUGUACCAAUGGUCGGCACGCCGGUGACCGUUCAGGAAACCAUCUGGUCUAGCGUGUUGCGAUUCGCUUUUGCUUUAGAGCAUGCCCAGGUCUUUCGCCGCAAGCCGAUUGACUUCCUUCUCGUUUGUAAAGUAUUCCUGCGCACCGGAUUACCUCACUUAUAUGAGAGCAUUAGCAUCAACCGGCGUCACACGGCGUGCCAACUGGCCAAGACACUACGCUUAAACCCUCAGUAUGGAGGAUACAUCCGCAACAUCACAUUAGCAAACUCAGUUUAUCUGAUUCGCCGACACACAGUAACACGGAUCGAAUAUGACGGUGCCAUCGACGUUAUACUCACCAAGGCAGCGUCCCUCGUCAAGCUGCUCGUGACAUCGCGAGGCUACCACUCCGACUAUCGCGACUACAACAUGACUCCGAGGAUUGGCGAGCUUGCCGUUGGCUGGUCUCAGGUUGUAGCGCUCUCCUCCGUUGCUACGAGAAGCCUUCGCGAGCUAUCUGUUGAACUCGUCGCUGAUUCAACGCCCCUCACUGGGGUUGCUGUAGUUCUUGCUGAAUUCGGUGAGCUGCGUAGCCUGAGCUUGACGUCUGCUCCUGAGCUCGCUUUCGACCAUUCGGGGGUCGACAACAUGCUUUCAACCUUUCCAAAACUCGAAGACCUAACGAUCCGUGGAGCUGCCCCCAGUUUCUUCACAUUGCUGUCCCAAAUUGUUUUGCCGUCUCUGCGCCGUCUUACACUGGGUCCCAACGUCGCCUGCGAUACUUUUUUGAGAACGCACGGCCAUCGGUUAACCUUCCUCUGCAUCCCUGCCGUACUGUUCCCGGUAGCGAACGGACUGCUUGACCUAUGCUCAAAUCUCGCCGAGCUUUCUGUUGUAUUUAGCUAUCAGGAUAUGGAUAAUUUAAGCGCUACUGUCGGAUAUUUCAACUCAGCGCACCCUCACGAGUGUCUGACAACGAUAAACUUUACGCUGCCUUACAACGCGAUGCUGCGAGCAAGCGGCGUCAACGCUGGUGUAGAUGUGUGGAAUACGUUCUUUGUUAGCUUCACGUCUUCCAUCGUCCCCCGCCUCACGGCCUUGCGCGACAUCACGCUUAGCGACCCCGUUGAGUGGCCCACCACCGAACGAGAGAUUAAUCGAAGUACUUGGGUCAAAAUCGCAGACAUGCUUCUCGGAGCUGGCGUUCAGGUCUCUGAUGGACAAGGCACACGAUGGCGUUCAAGAUUAGGUGCGGCGAAGAACGUUAACGGGAACUUGAAGUCUCGGAAAAGGAAGAAUGCCACAAAAGGAACAGACGACGAGGAUGACUUCUAA
Molecule: messenger RNA, 2184 nt
Organism: Mycena indigotica
Lineage: Eukaryota; Fungi; Basidiomycota; Agaricomycetes; Agaricales; Mycenaceae
Product: HEME-HALOPEROXIDASE domain-containing protein
Exons: 8
Coding region: 1-2184 (727 amino acids)
Source: RefSeq, a predicted model, not a curated record